Molecule: messenger RNA, 905 nt
Organism: Arachis stenosperma
Lineage: Eukaryota; Viridiplantae; Streptophyta; Magnoliopsida; Fabales; Fabaceae
Exons: 2
Coding region: 26-775 (249 amino acids)
Source: RefSeq, a predicted model, not a curated record
ACCAAUAACAAUAAUCCUUCAUAUCAUGGAAAUUGACACCAAUAAUACCGACCCAUAUGAAAUUCAUCGUUCAAAUACAAGCACCAUCACUAUUAACCCACCACCAUCUGAUGAUGAUGAAGCUGAUGAUAAUGAUCCUUUCUACAAAUCCAUCAUUGAAGCUUUUCGUAGAAAGCGUUGGGUUAUCAUCAUUGCUGCUUUAAUCUUAGUAGUUUCCGUUUCUUUCUUUUGCACAUUUUGGAUUUUCCUAAGACCUCAUCAAUCACAAUUUUCUCUAGUCCUCAGUGCCUCCUAUUCCAAUCCUACGGGAGAAAAUUGUUUCAAUUACACCUUGAAUGAACCCCUUAAAAUUAUCAUAGCAAACCCAAACGAUGCUGAUUUGGUUAUUGGUUCAUUAAAUGUGUCUGUGUAUUAUCACGACACUACUAAGGUUUGGGCCACCGUGGUGAAUGGUCCCAUCCAUGUGGGAAGCAUGAAGGUAAAGAUGAUGUUUGAAAGGGAAGAGAGAGCAAAUAACAAGAUGGAUCAUCACAAUGUAACGUCAUUGGAACAAAUUCGAGGAGUUCUGGAUCCGAUCAAGAAUACCCAUUUCGGGAGGGGUGACUUCAUGGCGAAGAUCUCAGUGAUAAGGGCGAAAUUUAAGAAGCUAGGUGGCCUGUUUAUAUGGAGAAUGCAUUGGGAUGUUCGGUGCAACAUUUUGGAUGUCACUAUGUCCGAUCCUGAUGGCCAUAAUAAAUGGGAUUCCACUGGCUUAGGCUUUUGUCAAGAUGAAUAGAUGCUUUAGUAUAGAUAAAGACUUGGAGGGAGAAAUAGUAUUUGGUUCUUGGGAUAGAAAUAUGAAAGGGACAAAGAUUGUGUCUUUAGAGUGAGGGAAAAACAAAACCGGACAAAGUUAGAUCAGAGAC